Chenopodium quinoa (quinoa) is the source of this 1677-nucleotide messenger RNA. Its product is annotated as probable ATP-dependent RNA helicase DDX46. Gene Ontology annotation, biological process: alternative mRNA splicing, via spliceosome. Bases 87 to 1283 code for a protein of 398 amino acids. Gene Ontology annotation, cellular component: cytoplasm; nucleus. The record is from RefSeq and is a predicted model, not a curated record. Lineage: Eukaryota; Viridiplantae; Streptophyta; Magnoliopsida; Caryophyllales; Amaranthaceae. The transcript is spliced from 6 exons.
UGAACCAAAUGUUAAAUUAACCCUUAAUGUUAAAUUACACUCUUCCUUCUCUCCUCAACUAAACUUCGAGCUUAAAAAAAUCAACAAUGGAGGAAGAUAAAGCGGCAGCGUACUACGACGAGUUAACUCGGAAAGGAGGUGGUGCAGCCCGAUUCAAGCAAGGACUCGGCUUCUCCUCAUCCACAACCACCACUACUUCCGACGAACCACCCAAAAAGGGUUCAGCUUUACCUUCUUCAUCCUCAUUUCUCAGCAAUUUCGUCAAAGCUUCAAGCCCCACUAAGGAUACAGUGAUUGAUCGAAAAACCCAGCUUGAAAAUAUCCAAAAUAAGCUCAAAAAGAAGGAACCCACAACCUCAAUUGAUGCCCCAAGUGAGAAAAUUAGGGUUAGGGAUUCUCCAAAAAGCCGGGAUAGAAGGAGAAGUAGGAGCAGAGAGAGAGAUAGAGAUAGAGAAAGAGGAAGAGAGAAGGAUUUGAGGAGGGGGAGGAGUAGGAGUAGAAGUAGGAGUAGGAGCAGGGAGAGGAGGAGGAGUAGGAGGAGUGGUGGUGGGUCUGAUGAGGAGAGAGAGAGGUUGAAAAGGCGGUAUCGAGGUUCGAGUAAAGAGAGGAGGAGGGAGAGGAGUAGAGAGAGGAGAGGGAGGAGGAGGAGUAGGUCUAGGAGUUGUUCUGAUGAUGAGAGAAGGUCUGGGAGGAGGCAUAGGAGGAGUAGGAGUAGGAGUUUUUCGCCGAGGGAUAGAAGGCGGUCGGAUAAAGGAAGAGAAGGUGGUGGGAAAGAUGGGAGAGUGGUGAAGAAGGAGGGUAAUGGUGUAGUUGAUUAUGCUAAGUUAAUUGGCGGCUAUGAUAAGAUGACACCUGCAGAAAGAGUCAAAGCUAAGGUGAAACUUCAGCUUACACAAACAGCUGAGAAGGAUACUAAGAUGGGGACUAGCUCACAAUGGAAGCAGUUUGAGUUCAACAAAGAUGCUCCUGUAGAUGAUGAGGAAAUUGAAGCUGCUGCUGAUGAUGCGGCACUGGUCAAGCAUAUUGGUAAAAGCUUCCGGUUCAAAUCUUUAGAGGCAAAGGGUGAGGAUAAAAUACAGAAUGCUCAUGAUGAAGCCAUGUUUGGAAUCCCAGAAGCCGGUCCAUCAUGUGCUUCGGAAAAUGGAGAAGGGAGAGAGAAUGAGAAUGAGAAUGGAAACGAAGAGACUAAAGAUGAUGAACCUGCUAGCAGCCUCAUCAAUGAGAAGGUGCUUUCGAAGCCGCAAGGUUCUUGGCGGGAUCGGGCUCGCAGAACUACUGGAUGAUUACUGGUAAACAAGGUGGAAGACAUAUACCACAAAAACCUUUGUUAAAUAGCCUCUGAGGAACUUUUUCUCAUAUCCCUAUAUGUUGAUUCAGUAUAAUUUGUUGCAGCUGCAAUGAAAAAUUAUGCUAUUAGAAUGGCUAGUGUACAACAUGUCAUUCCUUCAUUGUAAAGUCGUACAUAUAUGAAAUGGGUUAUGGUUUUGGACAUUAAUCACAUUAUGAUUAUACUCCGAUUAAUGAAGCAACCUCUAAUAUGUCAUAUUCGUGCGGUUAAAGUAUGUUUUUACAUUCACUUUUGCUGUUUAAAUGAUCUACCAAUGUGAUGUACAUAUGAAUACAAAGGUGAUUCACUUUUGUAUUUGGAUUAAAAUAGGGGCAAUUGAGGUUGGGACU